GCCGGGCCGGCGCCCGCGGGAGGAGCCGCGGCCGAGGCCGACGGCAGCGCCGAGGGCGCCAAGGCCGCCCAGGGCGCCAAGGCCUCCGAGGGCGCCAAGGCCAGCGGCGGCGGCGGCGACAAGGGCGCCGCCGCGGAGCGGGACUUCGAGGCGGCGCCGCUGAAGGCGAAGGCCAAGGAGGGCGAGGACAACCCGCUCGACGUCAUCCUCGACGCCGCCGGGCGCUCGGAUGCCCUGGUGAAGCGGGGCGAGAGGACCUUCGCAGAGGCGCAGGCCCAGCUCCAGCGCCUCGCGGACCUGCGCGCGUCGCGGGGCACGCGAGCCGCGGCGAGGCGCACGGAGGAGCUGCUGCACGGCGUGCGGCAGGCCCAGCUCUCGCUGGCGCGCGUGGGGCGCGACUGGAGCACGCUGCACGCCGCCAGGUCCAUCCCCGGGGCUACCGGCGACGCCGUCGCCGCGGCCGCUGUGCAGCUGAUGCGGGAGCACGCCGAGGACGCCUCCAAGCAGGUCGAGCACAUGAUGCAGGGCGCGAGGGUGACGGUCGAGCACCUCAAGCCGCUGGCCGAGGGAGCCAGAGCCGGCGCGCUGGCCCCCUCGCUGCUGGACACGGCGGACGCCCCGGAGUUGCAGCUCCCGGGCGCCCCGGAGCAGGCGCCCGAGGUGGACGUGCCCACCGCGUCAGGCUGCACGUGCGCGCCGUCGUCGAAGUGCGCCUCGCGCGGGCGGCAGUUCACCUGGUGCGUCACCUCGGACACGAAGAAGUGCCCGCUGCGUGCGGACCCCGGCGAGCGAGACGCCGGCGGGGCGGACCACCGCGUGGCGGGCGCCGGGCGCCGCGGCCUAAGCGCGGACUGCCGGCCGCCCUCGUCGAUCCCGGAGGCGCCGCGGGCCGCGCACGCAGGCGCCCACUGCGCGGACCGGGACGACCUCUUCGAGAGGUAUCCCGAAAGGACCCCCAGUACCGCAGGAAGGACUGGUCCUUCGACUGGUCGCGGGUGCCCUGGAAGGACCGGCUGGCGCUGGAGGCGAUGGCGAUGCACCGCGGCGCAGCCAAGGACUCGCCGCCGCGGAGCAGCUGGCAGGCGAGCACCCCGAGGACGUCGGCCACCCGCUGUGCACCCGCACACCCUCCAGCGGCGCCGCGCACGUGUGCCCAAUCGACAUGGACGAGCACGAGCGCGACGAGGGCGACGCGUCCGGCGGCGCAGAGCUGCCGUCGUCCUGGGCCUUCACGCGGAGCUGGGACUUCUGCACCCCGCCGCCGCCCCCCGGCGCCCACCCGCCGCCCGGCCACGCCGAGGGCGCAGGCGCCGUGGAGGACGCGGCCGUUGCGGGCGCGGCGGCGGCUGCCGGCAAGGCCAAGGAGGCGCUAGCGGCGGCGGCCAAGGACAGGGCGGCUGCGGCGAACGGAGGCCCCAAGUGCUGCAAGUGCUUCAGCGGCUCUUUUGCCUUCUCGGCCAGCGGCGGGUGCAGGGCCUGCGGCGGGCAGGUCGAGGAGGAAACCCCGGCUCCCCCCGGAUGCAGCCCGAAGGACUGCCAGCGUUGCCGCCGGGCUGUGUACUGGAGGUCAGCACCUCGGGUGUGCUGGUCUGGAUGGAGAGCAGGGCCGCCAGCAUC
Messenger RNA from Prorocentrum cordatum, 1617 nucleotides. The record is from the annotation of a GenBank genome assembly. NCBI's taxonomy places the organism in Eukaryota, Dinophyceae, Prorocentrales, Prorocentraceae.